Molecule: messenger RNA, 428 nt
Organism: Rotaria sp. Silwood2
Lineage: Eukaryota; Metazoa; Rotifera; Eurotatoria; Philodinida; Philodinidae
Source: the annotation of a GenBank genome assembly
AUGAUUGAUGGUUUAGGUGAUGUGGAUGAUGAUGAUGGUAUUGGUUUCGAAGUUGGUGAAGAUGAAAAUGAUGUUGUUAACAAUGUUGGUGAAGAAGAUGAAGAUAGUGAUGAUGAUGUUGAUGUUGAAAAUGAUGGUAAAGAUGUUGAUGAAGAAGAUGAAGAUAGUGAUGAUGAUGUUGAUGUUAAAAAUGAUGGUAACGAUGAUGGGUACUCCUGCACUUUAGUCACACCAUCAAUGAUAUAUAUAUGAACAGAACGAGAAAAAAAAUCGAUUGGUUAGCGCAUAACCAGCAAGUAAAAGGAAGAAAAUAAAAUAUAGAUGUCAGAUAAGAACGAAAGACAUUUAUUAAGAAAAAAAUAAUUCAAUUAUUGAAGAGGAUAGUUUUCAAAAAUUUGUAAAAUUAAAGUUUUUAACGGUUUAUCGCC